AUGAGUUCGAUGAUACAUUUUAUUAGCAGUAGACUUCAACAUACAAGGCAUAUAGCUUCAAUUAAAUGGCAUGCAUAUUUGUUUUCAACCUCAUCUGUCAAUCCCGUCUCUAGUAGUUCGAAUUCAGUGUUAAACCUUUUGAAAACCCAUGGUUUGACUCAGAACCAUAUACAAAAUCUGAUAGCAAUUCGUCCUCAGAUACUUCUAGCUGAUCCACACAAAACCCUCAAACCCAAUAUUGAGUUGUUUCAAUCUUUAGGAAUUUCUGGCACUAACCUUGUCAAAGUGCUCAAAAUAGAGCCGCGUGUGCUUGGAAUUGAUGCACAUGCAGUUGUUGAGUUUUUCAAAACUUGUGGUUUCAGUGAAAAGCAAAUUUCAAGUUUAACCAUGAAGUGUCCAAAAUUAUAUUUAUUCAAUGCACAGAGAAACUUUAAGCCAAAAUUGGAAUAUUUGAAAUCUUUGGGCUUUUCAGAAGAAGAAAUUGCAAAGAUAUUGUCAUCUAUACCUUCUAUCCUUCAAAGCAGCCUUGAAAACCAACUCAUACCUGCUGUUCAGGUCAUUAGAAGUAUUGUUGGCACCAAUGAGGAUUUCUUGAAACCAAUCAGGGCGUGGUAUGGAAUACUUGUAUUUAAAUUGGAGAAGGUGUUGGAACCAAAUAUUGCAAUCUUGUUGAAUCAUGGUGUACCCAAGUCAUUAGUUGUAAAAUGGUUCAUGUAUCAACCAAAGUCCCUACUUUUAAAAAGUGAUCGGUUUAGUGAGGUGGUUAGGGAAGUCGAAAAAAUGAAUUUUGAUCCCACAACCCGGCAAUUCAUGUUAGCCAUGGAUACAAUGGCAAUGAUGAGCAAAUCACUUUGGGAGCAAAAAUUGGGAGUUUAUUCUAGUUUUGGUUUGUCAGAAGAUGACAUUAUCGCAGCAUUCAAGUUACAACCAAUGUGUAUGAGUACUUCAGCGGAGAAGAUCAGGAAAUUAAUGGACUUCUUUGUUAAUCAGCUGAAAUUGAAGCCUAACGUAAUUUCCAAGCAUCCAAAUCUGUUGCUAUUUAGCUUGGAGAAGAGGAUUGUUCCGAGGUGUGCAGUUCUGCAACUUUUGAUGUCGAGAAAUCUGAUCAAGGGAGACCUGAGCUUAAUUUCUGCACUCCGAAUGACUGAAACGAUAUUCGCGGGGAAGUUUGUGAGCAAGUAUCAGAAUGUGAUUCCUGAAGUCAUUGAGGCACAUCAAGAUACACCAACAUUUGAAGCUUUUACUCAUCCAAAGAUUUCCCGAUCAGACAUAACAGAGGUGCUACUGCGAUAUCAGUGCUACUUUUGCAUAUUGAAACAGGGGGCUUUAUGGAACGAAUUGAACUUCUACUGUACUAAAGCUGCAGAUGUGGCGUUCGAAGCGUAG
Molecule: messenger RNA, 1386 nt
Organism: Cornus florida
Lineage: Eukaryota; Viridiplantae; Streptophyta; Magnoliopsida; Cornales; Cornaceae
Product: transcription termination factor MTERF9, chloroplastic-like
Exons: 2
Coding region: 1-1386 (461 amino acids)
Biological process (GO): regulation of DNA-templated transcription; chloroplast organization
Cellular component (GO): chloroplast
Molecular function (GO): double-stranded DNA binding
Source: RefSeq, a predicted model, not a curated record